AUGAAAAACUUUCUUGUUACGAAUAUCAGGGCAUUCUUCGAUACCGUUGACGAGGGGAACGUGAGGACCAUUGAUUCGGUCGAGCCACUGGACUCCGACGAGGAGCUUGAGUUGGAGGACGAGGAGGAUGAGGCUGACACCGAGGAGGCUGUAGAAGGGGCAGAUGAAGAAGAGAGGGAUGACGAGGAGCAGGAGUCCGAGGGUGAAGUGCAGGCGUCGCGCCAGGGUUCGUCCAGGGAUAUUGGGGGGGGUGGAGAAGGCUCCGAGCACAGCUCUGCUGUAGAGAUCCAGGAAAGGAUGGAGGGAGUGGUGGUUGGCGCCCGACGGGAUGCUCGUGCGACGCUGGAGAAUGCACGGAUUGAGGAAGUGACCUACACCCGUAGAGUACGUUUGCCACAACAACCUCUUGGAGACGAAGAGGCUGGCAGGUUGCGCGUGCAGGAGUGCGCACGCAUGGAGGUCUCUGAGGCUGAAUCCAGUUACCGGAAAGCAAGGUUGCCUAGGGUCCGGAAGCGAACGUUGGAAGCACAGGAGAUGCGGGGAGAGGGAGCGGCAAAAGAGAAUGCGCGUAAGGUAGAGAUGCAAAGCAAUGCUGUAGAGGAAUCGCCGGAAGAGAGGGCGGCCGCAGAGGAGAAGCGUGUGGAAGAGGAGGCAAGGACAGAGGCCGAGGAGAAGGCACGGAAGGAGAGGGAAGCGGCAGAGGCGAAGCGUGUGGAAGAGGAUGCACGGAGGGUGACCAAGGAUAAGGCGCGAAAAGAGAGGGAAGCGGCAGAGGCGAAGCGUGUGGAAGAGGAGGCACGGAGGGUGGCCAAGGAGAAGGCGCGGAAAGAGAGGGAAGCGGCAGAGGCGAAACGUGUGGAAGAGGAGGCGAGGAGGGUGGCCGAGGAGGUGGCGCGGAAAGAGAGGGAAGCGGCAGAGGCGAAGCGUGUGGAAGAGGAGGCGAGGAGGGAGGCCGAGGAGAAGGCGCGGAAGGAGAGGGAAGCGGUAGAGGCGAAGCGUGUGGAAGAGGAGGCAAGGAGGGAGGCCGAGGAGAAGGCGCGGAAGGAGAGGAAAGUGACAGAGGCGAAGCGUGUGGAAGAGGAGGCACGGAGGGCGCGGAAAGAGAGGGAAGCAGCAGAGGCGAAGCGUGUGGAAGAGGAGGCGAUGAGGGAGGCCGAGGAGAAGGCGCGGAAAGAGAGGGAAGCGGCAGAGGCGAAGCGUGUGGAAGAGGAGGCGAGGAGAGAGGCCGAGGAGAAGGCGCGAAAGAAGAGGGAAGCGGCAGAGGCGAAGCGUGUGGAAGAGGAGGCGAUGAGGGAGGCCGAGGAGAAGGCGCGGAAAGAGAGGGAAGCAGCAGAGGCAAAGCGUGUGGAAGAGGAGGCGAUGAGGGAGGCCGAGGAGAAGGCGCGGAAGGAGAGGGAAGCGGCAGAGGCGAAGCGUGUGGAAGAGGAAGCGAGGAGGGAGGCCGAGGAGAAGGCGCGGAAAGAGAGGGAAGCGCCAGAGGCGAAGCGUGUGGAAGAGGAGGCGUGGAGAGAGGCCGACGAGAAGGCGCGGAAGGGGAGGGAAGCGGCAGAGGCGAAGCGUUAG
This is a messenger RNA of Closterium sp. Yama58-4, 1563 nucleotides long. The record is from the annotation of a GenBank genome assembly. Lineage: Eukaryota; Viridiplantae; Streptophyta; Zygnematophyceae; Desmidiales; Closteriaceae.